AUGGGCGCAAAUACAUAUUUGUUCAACUUCAAGCAUGAAGAAUAUACCAUAAAAAUUCAUGGAGAAGGGCCAUGGAGGGUGGACGAACAUAUACUUAGCUUGCAAUGGUGGAGGCCAGAACUUUCAUUCGAAAAGGUAUGUUAUAACUUCAUUGCUAUCUGGGUCCAAGUUCAUGCCUUUCCCAUGGAAAAGUUGAACAAAAGUAAUGCUGAAAAGAUAGGAGCUUCUCUAAGAAAACUAUUAGAAGUUGAAGAUCCUUAUGUUGACGAGAAUUUGCUUAGAAACUUUCUGAGAGUCAGAGUGGAGGUGAAUGCGUUGAAGCAAUUGAAAACAGGGUUUUGGUACAAGAGAAAUAAUGGCAGCUAUUCUUGGGCAUCAUUUAAAUAUGAAAGGUUAUAUGAUUAUUGCUAUAAUUGUGGAAGGAUAGGUCAUGAUAGGAGAAGCUAUAGAGAGGAGACGGCAAUGGCUAUUCACAACUCAAACUUACCAAGAUAUGGGCCAGAUCUUUCAGUUUCGGAACUCAAGUCGAUUUCUUCAUUAGCUGAAAAAGCUGGAAUCAGGCAAAAAGACAAUGGAAUUAAAAUUUCAUAA
Messenger RNA from Arachis ipaensis, 591 nucleotides. RefSeq lists its product as uncharacterized. The record is from RefSeq and is a predicted model, not a curated record. Lineage: Eukaryota; Viridiplantae; Streptophyta; Magnoliopsida; Fabales; Fabaceae.